AUGGAUGAGAAAAAUAGAGAAGUUGUGUUGCUGGGAUCCUGGCCUAGCGCUUACUGCACCAGGGUUGCACUAGCCCUUAAACUGAAGGGUAUACCAUAUAAAUAUGUGGAGGAAGAUUUGAAAAACAAAAGUGAGUUACUCAUAAAGCAUAAUCCUGUCCACAAAAAGGUUCCAGUACUCUUGCACAAAGGAAGGUCAAUUUGCGAGUCACUUGUCAUUCUUGAAUACAUAGAUGACAUUUGGAACCACAGUCCCAAACUUUUACCAGAGGAUCCCUAUCAAAGGGCCAAAGUCCGUUUUUGGGCCAACUACUUCGAUCAGAAAAUCAUGCCGGGCACAAACUCCAUCCUCUUAUCAAAUGGGGAAGCGAGAGAGAAAGCAAUUGAAGAUAUGAAUGAGAUGCUUAGAGUGUUUGAAGAAGGGGUCAAGGAAGAUUUCCAUGAGCAAUUGUAUUUCUUUAAUGAGGAAACAUUAGGACUCCUUGACAUUGUGGUAGGUUCAAGUUGUUGCACCUACAAAGCAUAUCAUGAGGCCUGUAAUAUAGAGGUCAUAGGACCCAAUAAGAACCCAACAUUUUUCAUGUGGGUGAAUGCUCUGAAGGAACAUCCUCUGAUGAAGGAGACACUGCCUCCUCAUGACAAGUUGGUGGCCAAGAUCAAAAGCAUUGUUGUUCCCUCGCCCAUAGCUUGAUCUUGGAACUUGAACUGGAAGCACCAAGCAUGUACUCUUAAUUCUUGCUAUGCUACUAAAUAAAGUGUAACAGUAGUUUCCUAUGUAAUUUUCUCACGCCAGUGUAUUAGAACAUGCUUUACUUGGGUUACAAAUAAAAGGUUGCUUUUAUUUUUGUUCCAUAUGACAGCCCGGUUGGUUUAUAUGGCAAUCUAUGAAAAACGGUGGUCAUGAUUUAUUUCACAAGCUUUAUGAAACGUGAAACACAUGAGAUAUUCAAUCUGAGGCAAACAAAAAGGUCAUUUUACAUUGUACAUAGUUGCAAUUUCUUAUCGAAUAUUUAUAAUGUUUUUCAACCAGGAACCUUUAAAAAUUUUGGAUGGAAAUAGAAUUGUGUAGUUUCAUUAAGAUAACUGCAGAAAUACAGACAGAUAAAAUGUGCUUUCUUCUCUAAAAAAAAGGUAUCUUGUCUUAUAAGAAAUGGACAAUUUGUGGACAUGUAUAGUUUUUUUAGAAAAAGUCAACUCACUGCUGUCAGCAAGGAAAUGGCCGCAAGGCAUUGCAAUUUGCAAUAGUUUGACUUCGUUUUUCCUCUGACUUCAUUGUUGCUCAAGCAGAUUUAUAUAGAGAAAUGUUAUUUGUCCAAAAAAAAAUGUACAAUCUUUAUUACAACUUUGAGAUACAAGAAGAGAGGGGGGAAAUUGAGAGAUAAGAUGGGUGAUGGGAUGGAAAGAGGUAGAAAAAAAUUUGUUAUUUUAAAAAUUUGUGGUAGAAAUUUAUGAUGGGAAUAUUUGCAGUCUUUCAGUGAUUCAUGGGAACUGCUACUUUGCUCUCCUUAUUAAGAAUCAUUGCAAUGGCUACCAUCAGAAAGCCAACAUCCUUGUCCUCGUGUAUUCAAAGGGGACGACAAUGACCUCAAAAAACAAAGCAGAAGUAAUCAAAGUUUACUCUUCAAAGGAAUCUAUUUAAUCCCAUGUUAGCACUCAAAAAGGCAAAUUUGCCCAACCUUUUGUUCGCUCCCAAUACAGUGCUUCCAUUUUUAUCAGGGUACACCAGGGAGGCACUAGCCCUUAAUUUUCAGGGCAUACACUGCUACACAAAUACGUGGAUUCUAUCAGUGUCAAGUCCAUUUUAACCCAACUAUUUUGAGAGACGCUAUUGCUGCUAUGAGUUCUCCUUUUCUUCUACAUAAAUGUAUGUAUGGAUCAGCUGCGCCACGCAAACUUAACUAGUUUGAGACUUCAAUUGUUUGAAAAACGAUGAAGGGCAAGUCCACUUCUUCAACUACGAAAAGUUAGGACUCCGCGCAAAUUGUGGUAGGUAAUUGUCACUCCAGUUGCAAAAGCGUUGAACAAGACCUACAAUAUAGUGGUCAUAGAACCCCUCCUUGAAAUCAUGCGGUAAUUGUUGAACCCAACAAGCAUAUCAUACAUGAAUAAUGUAAACGUGCCCUGAAGGAACAUAACCUGAUAUAGGAAACAUUGCCAACUCAAACCAAUUUAGCGGCUAAGAUUGAAGACAUGAUUGCUCCCAUCCUUGUUUGAUCAUUUGUGAUUUGUUCGUUGCAUGCAUACAACAUCCUUUUGAUCCUUCCCCAACGGCACAUUUUGCUUUAAACACUUUUCUGGGCACAUGUUGAAUAUAAACAAUACAUUAAAUCAUCCAAAGUUUGCUUUUUUAUUCAACUUUCUAAUAGAAAUAAUCUUCUGUUCUAACUUCACAAAAGAAGUUUAAAAAACAAGGAUUUCUGAAAAAUGUUACUGAUAUAGUUUUACUGUUUUGGAAUAUUGUCGAGAAGGUUCUGCUGAAAAUACGGAGAAAAAGAUUGAAAUUUUCCCCCAAAAAAAAAAAAAAACCAUUUUAAUAGCAGAAUGCCACUAUUAUGGUAACCAGA
Messenger RNA from Abrus precatorius (Indian licorice), 2563 nucleotides. Its product is annotated as glutathione S-transferase U10-like. Gene Ontology annotation, biological process: glutathione metabolic process. NCBI's taxonomy places the organism in Eukaryota, Viridiplantae, Streptophyta, Magnoliopsida, Fabales, Fabaceae. Gene Ontology annotation, cellular component: cytoplasm. Bases 1 to 690 code for a protein of 229 amino acids. The transcript is spliced from 2 exons. The record is from RefSeq and is a predicted model, not a curated record. Gene Ontology annotation, molecular function: glutathione transferase activity.